Harpegnathos saltator (Jerdon's jumping ant) is the source of this 1731-nucleotide messenger RNA. RefSeq lists its product as uncharacterized. NCBI's taxonomy places the organism in Eukaryota, Metazoa, Arthropoda, Insecta, Hymenoptera, Formicidae. The coding region runs from base 541 to 1692 and encodes 383 amino acids. The record is from RefSeq and is a predicted model, not a curated record. The transcript is spliced from 5 exons.
UGAUGGGUAGCCAAGUUUCAAGCUCUUCUUCGUGUACGAAACAUUUAAUGUAACCAAUAUAAUUAUAUUUUCCGUAUCGUAGAAAUUGCGUUAUCUUUCUUUUGAGAGGUGUACAUUUUACUUCUACAUUUUCUGAAAUAAUUAGACCCGCGAUACACGUUGAAUAUCUUUGCGAGGUGCCCCGGGCUCUUAAAGUCAAGAAGACGAUGUUAAACUGGUAGUGCCGCCAUCGCCGUCGUGAAACCGCGAUUGUCGGCCGGAGAAAAUGAACCACCAAUGGCGUAGGAUGUCUUAUUUACAAUUAAUUCAUUGGCGCGAUGAGCACGAAGCGUCUCGAUGAACUUCGGUGCAAAUAGAUCUUUUUGAGUACAGAAGCAACGAAGUUGUCUAUAAAUCCACCACGAAUCUCGAUUUAACCUUCGAUCAAUUUUUUUUAGAUAGCAAAUGUGACUUUGUUCUGCAUCAGGAGAGAAUAUUUCCACAAUCUGCCUUCUUCAGGGUUUCCAAAAUUGAUCGGUGGUCUCGCAAUUUUACGAUGUGAUGGACGAGGCCGAGGAUCAGCACAGAUACAAAUACGGAGUCAGCUUGUGCUUCUCGAUGAUGGGCCGAAGGAAGCUCAAGAUCUCGAUGUGUGCAAUUAGUACCUCCCCGGAAACGGGUGAUGCGACUGCUAUUAUGCCGACAAGGAGAAAAUACUCGGCGAUUUCCGGCACUGAAGACUUAAAAAACGUCUCUCUCUCGAAAGAAGAUAAGAACGCGCACGUUCGAUGCAUCCCGACGAUACCGUCAAGUUCGAUUAAUUAUCCCAGAAAUAACAUUUACGAGGGAUAUGCAUUAAGUCAGGAUGAUUCCUGGCGAAGAACGAGCGACAACGAACACGACGUUAUACAUUACGGAUUUCCUUAUUACAGGAGUAACAGAACCAAUAGCUUUCAAGACGCCGUGCUGGUGAAGGAUGUAGGAGUAUCCUGCAAGCUCUUAAAUGAUAAUGUGGAUGAACCUGACAUACCGAUUUCAGGAUUUGAGAGUUACCUUGUGAGGCAGCUGAAGCUCGAGUACAAUGAGUUGUCGAGCAUCACAAAAAAGAUAAAUGCGUAUACCAAGGAUAUCUUGAACAACUUAGCGUUGAGAUACAGAAGAAAGGAUCUUGUUCUUCGAAAAUUACAUGUAGCUUCGAAACAUGUGAUGGCGUCUCAGUAUACCGACGAGAUGGGAAAUCCCUGUUUAAAAUUAAGAUUUUGCGAUAACACGAAGAGGAAACGUCGAUCAUCGAGGAAUGUUUUAAAUAACAAUUUAUCCGAAAAAGAAAUUGCCAAGGAGAUGCAUGAAAAAUACGCAAAUACCAAAAAGCGACGUGUGCAAGCCGAUAAAGCUUUCCCGAAAAGAAUUCUCGAACUCUCGCCGAAAUGCAGCGGCCUGUUGCUUCGCAAUUACCUGUUAAUGAAGAGAGAGAAAGUAUCCAGCAGCGGCUCAAAGGCGUCCUUACGUAAAGCUGAAUAUAUCGCACUACCCGGUAAACCGUGUAGAGACCGUGGCGUCCAUAAAUCUCACAGGUCCUUUUACGCGAGCAAAUGCGAUCCUCUAGUGCUCACUAAUUGGAAGGAAGUGUCCAGACGAAAGGAGAAUCAAUCUAAAUCCGCGUGUAACUCUAGCACUUCCGGCGGCUCGCGUUGCACAGUCAAUUGCACUUGAUUCGCUAAUAAGUCGGAGAAAGUUAGAUUUUCGAAGAUA